AUGACGCAGGAGUCUAUAUAUGGGGUUGCCUUUCGUUCUGUCGCGACGGCAGACGAAGCUGCCUUCAGAAACACCAUAAAGUUUUACCACAAGCUAGGGUUUUCGACGGUCCGGACCUAUGACAAGUUCAGGGGUGCCGGCGAGAAUAUUUUGCAAGUCAGCGGGACUGCUCAGGAAUCGAUCAAAGAGACUUGGUUAGAGAGCUUCAAAUUGAGUGAAGUGGACGCAGAUGGCUUCAGAAUUCCACAACAAGAAGCCUCGAACCACGAGCAAAGUGACGGUGCACUUUUGAAAAUCAGAUUGGUCGCCAAGGAGUCUCUAAAGGGAACCGGUUGCGUUGUUACUUAUUUUUCCGCUUCGCUGGACGAAUUCGCCAAAGAGGUCUCAGAGGCCAAGAAAAUAAGCGAGGGUCUCUACCAAUUGACCGACCCGCUAGGGAAUGUUGUCAACGUUUCUAAUUUGGCUCUCGCCACGGACUCCAAGCCACUGGACAAAGAUUUCUUCCUGGACCACGCUAGGGGUCUAAGCGACGCUAAAAAGGCACAGAAGAAAGAGGCCGAAAACACCCCACCUGAUGCUGCCACUUUCAAGAAGAAAAUAGCAGUGAUGACUUCUGGUGGUGACUCUCCAGGUAUGAACGCUGCUGUCCGUGCUGUGGUUCGGUCCGGUAUUUUUUACGGAUGCGACGUUUACGCCGUUUACGAAGGUUACGAAGGUCUUCUCAAAGGCGGUGACCUUCUGAAGAAAAUGGAGUGGCAAGAUGUCAGAGGCUGGCUCAGCGAAGGUGGUACACUCAUUGGUACUGCUCGUUGCAUGGAGUUCAAAAAGCGUGAGGGUCGUAAACAAGCUGCUCGUAACUUGAUAUCUGAAGGUAUCGACGCUCUUGUUGUGUGCGGUGGUGACGGUUCUCUAACGGGUGCCGAUUUGUUCAGAUCUGAAUGGCCUUCUUUGGUUGAAGAUCUCGUCAAGGACGGCACCUUUACUCAAGAACAAGUCGAUCCUUACAAGAACCUCACGAUCGUUGGUCUUGUCGGCUCUAUCGACAACGAUAUGUCUGGUACUGACUCCACUAUCGGUGCUUAUUCUGCCCUCGAAAGAAUUUGUGAGUUGGUCGAUUACAUCGAUGCUACUGCUAAGUCUCACUCGAGAGCCUUCGUGGUCGAAGUCAUGGGUAGACAUUGUGGUUGGCUAGCUUUGAUGGCAGGUAUUGCUACCGGUGCGGACUACAUCUUCAUUCCAGAGAGAGCCCCUGCUGCUGGCAAAUGGCAAGAGGAGUUGAAAAGGGUUUGUCAAGCUCACAGAGACAAGGGUCGCAGAAACAACACCGUUAUUGUUGCCGAAGGUGCCAUUGACGACCAAUUGAACCCUAUUACCUCCGAGCAAGUUAAGGAUGCUUUGAUCGAUCUUGGAUUGGACACUAAGGUGACUAUCUUGGGCCAUGUUCAAAGAGGUGGUACUGCAGUCGCUCACGACAGAUGGUUGGCGACAAUGCAAGGUGUUGAUGCUGUUAAGGCCGUUUUGGAAAUGACCCCAGAGACGCCAUCUCCGUUGAUUGGUAUCUUGGAAAACAAGAUCAUUAGAAUGCCUCUCAUGGAGUCUGUCAAACUUACGAAAUCCGUUCCUGCGGCUAUUGAGGAAAAAGACUUUGACAAGGCCAUUUCCCUUCGUGACACCGAGUUUAUUGAGCUGUAUGAGAACUUCAUUUCGACUACAAUUAAGGACGACGGGUCUGAAUACCUACCAGAGGAUGAGAGACUAAACGUUGCUAUUGUUCACGUUGGUGCCCCAUCUGCUGCUUUGAACGCUGCCACACGUGCCGCUACGCUAUACUGUUUGUCGCGUGGACAUAAGCCUUACGCUAUUCUCAAUGGUUUCAGUGGUUUGAUUCAAACUGGUGAAGUCAAAGCAUUGAGCUGGAUUGAUGUCGAAAACUGGCACAAUUUAGGUGGUUCGGAAAUAGGUACCAACAGAUCCGUGGCAAGCAGUGACAUGGGUACAGUUGCCUAUCACUUUCAAAAGAAUAAGUUCGAUGGUCUAAUUAUUCUCGGUGGCUUCGAAGGUUUCAAGUCUUUGAAGGAGCUACGCGAUGCGCGCAGUGACUAUCCAAUUUUUAACAUUCCUAUGGUUCAUAUCCCUUCGACUGUUUCUAACAACGUCCCCGGUACUGAAUACUCUCUAGGCGUCGACACUUGUUUGAAUGCUCUUGUGAAUUACACCGACUGUAUCAAGCAGUCCGCAUCUGCCACGAGGAGAAGAGUAUUUGUUGUCGAAGUUCAAGGUGGUCACUCAGGUUAUGUAGCUUCUUUCACGGGUCUGGUUACUGGUGCCGUGUCUGUCUACACUCCCGAGCAAACGAUUGAUUUGAGCACCAUCAGAGAAGAUUUGAAGCUGUUGAGUGCCAACUUUCGCCACGACAAGGGAGAAAACCGUAACGGUAAGGUGCUAAUCAGAAACGAGCAAGCUUCUUCAGUUUACUCUACUGAGAUCAUUGCUGACAUCAUUGCUGAGGAAUCCACUGGGAAAUUUGGCGUCAGGACCGCCAUUCCAGGACACGUUCAACAGGGUGGUGUUCCUUCUUCCAAAGAUCGUGUUAUUGCUUCCAGAUACGCUGUCAAGUGUGUUAAAUUCAUUGAAGCAUGGAACAAAAAGAACUCCGAUCAAGAGAACAAAGAUUUUAAGAUUCUAAGAUUCAAAUACUUGAAUGGCGAGAAAAUUUACACUUUCCAGGAUGAAGACGCUUCUGCUGCUAUCAUUGCUGUGAACGGUUCACACAUCUCAUUCAAGCCUGUUGCUCAGUUGUGGAGAGAAGAGACUGACGUUGGCUUGAGGAAGGGACGCGAUAUCCACUGGCAUGAGUUCAACGAGAUCGGCGACAUACUUUCCGGUAGACUCAAUCUAAGAAAAGAGCUGGGAGAACAUGUUGACGUUUCUAAUUUUUAA
Messenger RNA from Lachancea mirantina, 2940 nucleotides. The record is from the annotation of a GenBank genome assembly. NCBI's taxonomy places the organism in Eukaryota, Fungi, Ascomycota, Saccharomycetes, Saccharomycetales, Saccharomycetaceae.